Gossypium raimondii (Peruvian cotton) is the source of this 2026-nucleotide messenger RNA. RefSeq names its product UDP-glucuronate 4-epimerase 3. The coding region runs from base 439 to 1740 and encodes 433 amino acids. The record is from RefSeq and is a predicted model, not a curated record. NCBI's taxonomy places the organism in Eukaryota, Viridiplantae, Streptophyta, Magnoliopsida, Malvales, Malvaceae. The transcript has a single exon.
CAAACAGACUUAAUUUGGACUGAAGGGAUAAAUGGAAGUGCAGAAGAUUUAGGGAUAUAUGAUAUGAAAAGUGGGAACGAAUCAAAUUCCUUACCUCAUUUAGUAGCAAUCGAAAUUGAACAAAAAUCCAGCAACUAGUUCCCAUUUUUAACCAAGUCAAUUGAAGAAUCAAAUCAACCCCUUUCAUUAAUUUCACUACUUUUUUCUUCUUCUUCUUCUUCUUCUUUUUGUUGCAGCACAAAAACCAAAUCUUGAUCUCUUUUAUUUCUUUCUAGAAGCCAUUGAAAGAGCUUUAAACUAUAAAACCCCAAACCAUUAGCCACCUACAAAAACAAAACCCAUCCUUUGAAGAAACCAGAAGAUUCUCCAAAAACCCUAGAAUUUUGUACCAAAGAAAAACUAAAUUCUGAAUCUUGCAAAGACCUGUCUCCUUGUUUAAUGUUAAAACACAUUCCAUCCACACCAGGGAAAUUCAAGAUGGAAAAAUCGCCUUACAUUCUCAAUAAAUCGAGGUGGCACUGGCAUUCCUCUAUUAUGAAGCUCACAUUUUGGUCCUUUAUCUUCUUGGGUUUGAUCUUCAUCUUCUUCUUUCGAUCUCCUUCUUCGAAUCCCAUCCCUCAAGACCCAUCUCGCCGUUCUCUCCGUACCCACAACUGGGGUGGACCCGCUUGGGAAAAACGGGUCCGUUCAUCUGCCCGUAUCCGUUCCCGAAAUGGAAUCUCCGUUUUGGUUACCGGAGCCGCCGGUUUCGUCGGUACCCAUGUUUCGACCGCUUUGAAAAGGCGUGGGGAUGGUGUUCUUGGACUUGAUAAUUUCAAUGACUACUAUGACCCUUCAUUGAAAAGAGCUCGUCAAGCGCUCCUGGACCGCACUGGGGUCUUCGUUGUGGAAGGAGACAUCAAUGAUUCGACCCUUUUAAGGAAACUAUUCGAGGUUGUUCCAUUUACCCACGUUAUGCAUUUGGCUGCUCAAGCUGGUGUCAGGUAUGCCAUGGAAAAUCCUAGCUCUUAUGUGCAUAGCAAUAUUGCUGGUCUUGUUAGUUUACUUGAAGCUUGUAAAUCUGCUAAUCCACAACCUGCAAUUGUGUGGGCCUCUUCGAGCUCUGUCUACGGGCUUAAUAGCAAAGUUCCAUUUUCUGAGAAAGAUAGGACCGAUCAACCUGCUAGUUUAUAUGCUGCUACUAAGAAAGCUGGUGAAGAGAUUGCACAUACUUACAACCAUAUAUAUGGUCUUUCAUUAACUGCAUUGAGGUUUUUCACAGUUUAUGGUCCUUGGGGAAGGCCGGAUAUGGCAUAUUUCUUCUUCACUAGGGAUAUUUUGAAAGGGAAGACCAUAUCAAUAUUUGAGGCAGCUAAUCAUGGUACAGUCGCUAGAGAUUUUACCUACAUUGAUGAUAUUGUGAAAGGGUGUUUAGCAGCAUUGGAUACUGCUGAGAAGAGUACCGGGAGUGGAGGGAAGAAGAAGGGUCCUGCUCAGUUUAGGGUAUACAAUUUGGGGAAUACUUCACCUGUCCCGGUUUCAGAUCUUGUGAGUAUCUUGGAGAGGCUUUUAAAGGUUGAUGCAAAGAGGAAUGUUAUGAAGCUGCCGCAGAACGGAGAUGUCCGGUUCACUCAUGCAAAUAUUAGCUUGGCUCAGAGGGAGCUCGGAUAUAAGCCCUCGACCGAUUUGCAGACAGGGAUGAAGAAAUUUGUAAGAUGGUAUCUCAGCUACUAUUCUGGUGGGAACAAGGCUGCUGGAUAGAUUCAUUGUUUUAUACUGUGGUAGGAUCCUCUUGUUCAUUAUCAUUCUUAUCAUUGUUUUGAACAUUUCUCCGUUCGAUUAUUUGUUGUUUCAUAUAUCUUUAAUGAUGACCUAUAAAAAAAAAGGAUGAUUUUUUGUGAUUAAUGGAGAUUGUUUGCUGGUUGGGGCACACCUUAAAAUCCUCUUUUUACUUAUCCCAUGGAAUGUAAUUGUUGGCAUUGUAGAAUUCAGCAUAUAUGAUGAUUGGUGAACAUGUCUCAUUGCUAUGUAAAUUCCAAUUACACGA